AUGGACAUCAACGCCAUUGAAGGAACCGUUGAAGGCACUGAAGGCGUACCACUUCCGUUUGACGACAAGAGCGAUCAAGACGGCUUUGGAGCUGUAAUCCCCACGCUCGGCAUCUCUGCCGAGAAAGUGACGGAUGAUCAAAUCGAUGAGAUUGCCGAAGAAUCACCCCUUACAGGAGAGGUGCAAGAUGGUCUCAUUUCUCAAGGAGACCCGCAAGCAUCAGAAGUGGCAGUCACAGAUACGCUUGAGCACACGACGGCGGUAGUGCAACCUGAGACCGUCGCCAUCAAGGAGACAUCUCCUGAGGAUGGAUCUUUGGAUGCUGCAACCGCGGUCGUCUCAGAAGAGCUCCCAGUGAAGGAGUACCUGGAUGCAACAGUGGUGCCAGUCCUCAGGGAUGGGCUGCGCAUUCUGGCCAAGCAAAGGCCAGAGGACCCAUAUGAGUUCUUGGGAGACUAUAUCAAGGCAUACAAGGGCCCUGGGCGGACAGAAUCAUCCGUGUGA
Messenger RNA from Coccomyxa subellipsoidea C-169, 504 nucleotides. RefSeq lists its product as hypothetical. Bases 1 to 504 code for a protein of 167 amino acids. The transcript has 4 exons. The record is from RefSeq and is a predicted model, not a curated record. NCBI's taxonomy places the organism in Eukaryota, Viridiplantae, Chlorophyta, Trebouxiophyceae, Coccomyxaceae.